This is a messenger RNA of Drosophila obscura, 1858 nucleotides long. Its product is annotated as 27 kDa hemolymph protein. The record is from RefSeq and is a predicted model, not a curated record. Lineage: Eukaryota; Metazoa; Arthropoda; Insecta; Diptera; Drosophilidae. Bases 225 to 1136 code for a protein of 303 amino acids. The transcript has a single exon.
AUAAUAUAUUUAUAAGCAGCAACUAGUAAUUACCUAAUUAAAUUAAUUUUUGCUAUUGCUAAACAGUUUGCUUAGUCUCUUCAAGCCAUCAAUGGUGGAGGAGAAAUCAACGGCGUAAUAUUAAUCAAUAAUAGUGCAAUAAAAUACAAGCAAUAGUUUUCAUCGUGCAAUUGACUUUCAAGCGGAGAGAUCAUAAUUAACAAUCAAUCAAUCGAAUCGACAAGAUGAACAGGAAAUUCUUGCCAAUCACAGUGUGCGUGGUUUUUCACGUACUACUCACCAAUGUGGGCACCCAGGCACAGCUGAAUCUCGACCAGAUUGAGCUGCAGAAGCAGCUUCCGGAGGAGCUUCUCAAGUCAAACUUCACCCUCAACGAUGCCAAGGAUGUGUUCCGCCACAAGUGCAUAGAGGUGGUCGGCGAGGAGGCUGGUGGCAAGGCGUACGAGGAAAUCGAGUCCGGUUUUGCAGUUCUCAGCGAUUGCGUGAACGGCAUUGUCAACUAUACGACAAUGCAGCAGGAAAUCGAGGAGGCGAGCCCCGAGGGCGAGCUGGAUGUAGUUUUUAAUAAGUAUUGCAACAAGCGGUCAAGUGCCAUUGAAUGCUUCGAUGUGUUCACCGCCAAGCUCUCGCCUUGCUUGGACAAGGAGGAGCAGGAGAGCAAGGAUGUUAUCAAGCGGAUCAUUCAGAGUUUAUUGAACUUUGUUUGCCACAAAGAUGGAGACCAAAUAGCUCUGUUUAUUGCCGAGAAGGGGCCCGAGUGCCUCGAGUCUGAGAAGGACAAUAUCCAACAGUGCUUGAACAGCACCUUUUCUACGUAUCUUAACUCUGCGGAUAUCCAUGACAAUAAGAUCAAAUCCAUACCCAAACUGACUGUUGGCCAGCGGCAAUGUGAUGAUAUGCUGAGCCUGCAGUCGUGCGUGGUCCACCGGCUGGAGCAGUGCACCGACAUAACGCCAGCCAAUCUUGUGGAAUCAAUGUUCAACUUUAUCAGAAACGAAACCCUAUGUCGCAACUAUCAGAAAUCUCCCCUAAGCGCAGCCGCCGCCAGCAGCAGUCCAGGCAUUCAGGCAAUGCCAUUCUUGUACUCUCUGUCGCCCAUUUUUAUUUUGAUGUUUGCUCUCCACAAAUCUGCAUAGUUCUAAGUUCAAAAAACAAAUACCGCUGGAAUCUCUCGAAUAUCUCGAAUAUAUUUACUUUUCCCCCAUCAAGAUUCAAAAGUCAAGUAAAUAAUUGAUGGAAGGUCGCGCGGUGUGUGCAUAUGGAUUUAAUGGAUAUUAUUUAUGCACUGGAUUUACAUACAAACAUAUAUCUGUACUCGUAUUUAAGUGUUUACUCAAAAUAUUUAAAAACUAAUUUGUAUUACCGGUGCUAGCACCAUUCCAUAGGUCAAACCCAAAUAUGUAGAUGGGCGCACCACAUGGCUGCCUACGACUCUUUUGCACGCAACUCAGGCCGCGUGCAAGUCUCUAUAAUAGUAAUUUACAAAAUAAUAACAAAAAUGUAUGUACGACAGCUAAGACAUUGUCGUAACCUUUUGGCCAUGUCGUGCGUCUAUCUCUAAACUAUGUAUUAAAUUUAAUGAGGCCUUUGCUUUUUCAAGUCUAUUGCUUUUUUGCUUUUGUUUAUUUUUUAUUUUUUUUUUUGUCACGGAAAUGAAUCUCUUGCAUUAAUCUGAUCGAAUGGAUCAAAACACUUAGUGGGAUCGGAUUAGGGAUAACUCUUACAUCUCAUCAUGGAGUGGGUACGAAAUGGUACGGGCUAAAGUAAAUAAUAUUUAUAUAUGUAUAUGUAUUGUAUGUUUUUUAAAUGAAUACAAGUAUCAUAAAUGUGCAAAUAAAGUGAUAUAAAUUUGAAACAA